This is a messenger RNA of Myotis myotis, 153 nucleotides long. Its product is annotated as 60S ribosomal protein L39-like. The transcript has a single exon. The record is from RefSeq and is a predicted model, not a curated record. Gene Ontology annotation, molecular function: structural constituent of ribosome. Gene Ontology annotation, cellular component: cytosolic large ribosomal subunit; ribosome. Bases 1 to 153 code for a protein of 50 amino acids. Gene Ontology annotation, biological process: translation. Lineage: Eukaryota; Metazoa; Chordata; Mammalia; Chiroptera; Vespertilionidae.
AUGUCUUUCCACAAGACUUUGAGGAUUAAGAGGUUCCUGGCCAAGAAACAAAAGCAGAAUUGGCCCAUUCCCCAAUGGAUUCGAAUGAAAACUGGUAAUGAAAUCAGGUACAACUCAAAGAGGAGACAUUGGAGAACCAAACUGGGUCUAUGA